This is a messenger RNA of Macaca mulatta (Rhesus monkey), 5062 nucleotides long. RefSeq names its product ADAM metallopeptidase domain 11 (gene ADAM11). Gene Ontology annotation, biological process: proteolysis. Lineage: Eukaryota; Metazoa; Chordata; Mammalia; Primates; Cercopithecidae. The record is from RefSeq and is a predicted model, not a curated record. Gene Ontology annotation, molecular function: metalloendopeptidase activity.
CCCUGGCGCCGUCCCCGCCGCCCCCACCGCUCCGCGACCCCCGCCCGGCCCCGCGCCCCCGCCCCGGCUCCGCAGCCGGCGCCUCCCCACCCCCGUCCCUGCUCCCGCCCUCCCCGCGCCGCUCGCAGCCGCAGCCCCCGGACCGGGAGGAAUGAGCGAGCCAUGAGGCUGCUGCGGCGCUGGGCGUUCGCGGCUCUGCUGCUGCCGCUGCUCCCUCCGCCUGGUCUUGGGACCCAAGGUUCUGCUGGAGCUCUGCGAUGGGGGCGCUUACCCCAGCUGGGGGGCCCAGGAGCCCCUGAGGUCACGGAACCCAGCCGUCUGGUCAGGGAGAGCUCCGGGGGAGAGGUCCGAAAGCAGCAACUGGACACCAGGGUCCGCCAGGAGCCACCAGGGGGCCCGCCUGUCCAUCUGGCCCAGGUGAGUUUCGUCAUCCCAGCCUUCAACUCAAACUUCACCCUGGACCUGGAGCUGAACCACCACCUCCUCUCCUCGAAAUACGUGGAGCGCCACUUCAGCCGGGAGGGAACAACCCAGCACAGCACUGGGGCUGGAGACCACUGCUACUACCAGGGGAAGCUCCGGGGGAACCUGCACUCCUUCGCUGCCCUCUCCACCUGCCAGGGGCUGCAUGGGGUCUUCUCUGAUGGGAACUUGACUUACAUUGUGGAGCCCCAAGACAUGGCUGGACCUUGGGGAGCCCCUCAGGGACCCCUUCCCCACCUCAUUUACCGGACCCCUCUCCUCCCAGAUCCCCUCGGAUGCAGGGAACUAGGCUGCCUGUUUGCUGUGCCUGCCCAGUCGGCUCCUCCAAACCGGCCGAGGCUGAGAAGGAAAAGGCAGGUCCGCCGGGGCCACCCUACCGUGCACAGUGAGACCAAGUACGUGGAGCUAAUUGUGAUCAACGACCACCAGCUGUUCGAGCAGAUGCGACAGUCAGUGGUCCUCACCAGCAACUUUGCCAAGUCUGUGGUGAACCUGGCUGACGUGAUAUACAAGGAGCAGCUCAACACUCGCAUCGUCCUGGUUGCCAUGGAAACAUGGGCAGAUGGGGACAAGAUCCAGGUGCAGGAUGACCUCCUGGAGACCCUGGCCCGGCUCAUGGUCUACCGACGGGAGGGUCUGCCUGAGCCUAGCGAUGCCACCCACCUCUUCUCGGGCAGGACUUUCCAGAGCACCAGCAGCGGGGCAGCCUACGUGGGGGGCAUCUGCUCCCUGUCCCGGGGCGGGGGUGUGAACGAGUACGGCAACAUGGGGGCAAUGGCCGUGACCCUUGCCCAGACGCUGGGGCAGAACCUGGGCAUGAUGUGGAACAAACACCGGAGCUCGGCAGGGGACUGCAAGUGUCCGGACAUCUGGCUGGGCUGUAUCAUGGAGGACACUGGGUUCUACCUGCCCCGCAAGUUCUCGCGCUGCAGCAUCGACGAGUACAACCAGUUUCUGCAAGAGGGUGGUGGGAGCUGCCUCUUCAACAAGCCCCUCAAGCUCCUGGACCCCCCAGAGUGCGGGAACGGCUUUGUGGAGGCAGGGGAGGAGUGCGACUGCGGCUCGGUGCAGGAGUGCAGCCGCGCAGGUGGCAACUGCUGCAAGAAAUGCACCCUGACUCACGACGCCAUGUGCAGCGACGGGCUCUGCUGUCGGCGCUGCAAGUACGAGCCACGGGGUGUGUCCUGCCGAGAGGCCGUGAACGAGUGCGACAUCGCGGAGACCUGCACCGGGGACUCGAGCCAGUGCCCCCCUAACCUGCACAAGUUAGACGGUUACUACUGUGACCAUGAGCAGGGCCGCUGCUACGGAGGUCGCUGCAAAACCCGGGACCGGCAGUGCCAGGCUCUUUGGGGCCAUGCGGCUGCUGAUCGCUUCUGCUAUGAGAAGCUGAACGUGGAGGGGACAGAGCGUGGGAGCUGUGGGCGCAAAGGAUCGGGCUGGGUCCAGUGCAGUAAGCAGGAUGUGCUGUGUGGCUUCCUCCUCUGCGUCAACGUCUCUGGAGCUCCUCGGCUAGGGGACCUGGUAGGAGACAUCAGUAGUGUCACCUUCUACCACCAGGGCAAGGAGCUGGACUGCAGGGGAGGCCACGUGCAGCUGGCGGACGGCUCUGACCUGAGCUAUGUGGAGGAUGGCACAGCCUGCGGGCCCAACAUGCUGUGCCUGGACCAUCGCUGCCUGCCAGCCUCUGCCUUCAACUUCAGCACCUGCCCCGGCAGUGGGGAGCGCCGGAUUUGCUCCCACCACGGGGUCUGCAGCAAUGAAGGGAAGUGCAUCUGUCAGCCAGACUGGACAGGCAAAGACUGCAGUAUCCACAACCCCCUGCCCACGUCCCCACCCACGGGGGAGACAGAGAGAUAUAAAGGUCCCAGCGGCACCAACAUCAUCAUUGGCUCCAUCGCCGGGGCUGUCCUGGUUGCAGCCAUCGUCCUGGGUGGCACGGGCUGGGGAUUUAAAAACAUCCGCCGAGGAAGGUACGACCCGACCCAGCAGGGGGCAGUGUGAUGCCGGCCACGUCAUCCCUCCCGCUGUCCUUGUCUCCUCCAUCUCAUUCGUCACCCCGCGUUCUGUGGAUGGGGAACGGGGGCUGAUUCCCCCACCCCUGCUGCCAGGCUGUCCCAGCAGGGGUGGGAGAGCCUCGCUCAGGGAAGAAGGUCCCUGCUGCCCUCGCCCGCUCAGGCCACGUCCUUCUCGACUGCCCUGCUGUGGCCAGGCCCUCCCCCGCCACCAAGUGGAACUGGAGCUGUGCCCCUGGCGGUCCCCAUCCCUGGGAGGGCCCUCCCUGUGCGUCCCAUCUGUUUUGUCUUCCAUGUCACCACUGUCUGACCUCCCGCAGAUCCCUUCCCCGGCCAGCCUGUGACUUGCUGCCUGCCUCCAGGGCCCAGCACUGAGUUCCGGGGACCCUGCUGGGGGGCUCUCCCCGUGGCCCCUGCUCACGUCCUCCCCUGAUGCCCCCUCUCCGUUCCAGGUCUGGAGGGGCCUAAGUGCCACCCCCCUCCCUCCAAGCCUGGCACCCACCGUCUCGGCCCUGAACCACGAGGCUGCCCCCAUCCAGCCACGGAGGGAGGCACCAUGCAAAUGUCUUCCAGGUCCAAACCCUUCAACUCCUGGCUCCGCAGGGGUUUGGGUGGGGGCUGUGGCCCUGCCCUUGGCACCACCAGGGUGGACCAGGCCUGGAGUGCACUUCCUCCACAGUCCCCCGCCCACCUCCUGCGACUCAGCCUUGCACACCCACUCCCCCGUGUGAAUGUAGCUUCCAUCUCAUGGAUUGCCACAGCUCAACUCGGGGGGGCCUGGAGGGAUGCCCCCAGGCAGCCAUCAGUGGACCUAGCCUGGAUGGCCCCUCCUUGCAACCAGGCAGCUGAGACCAGGGUCUUACCUCUCUGGGACCUAGGGGGACGGGGCUGACAUCUACGUUUUUAAAAACUGAAUCUUAAUCCAUGAAUGUAAACUCGGGGGUGCUAGGGCCAGGGCAGAUGUGGGCAUGUUUUGACAUUUACAGGAGGGCCCGGAGAAACUGAGGUGUGGCCAUCCCCCAGACCCUCCCCCAGGAUGACCACGCCCGGAGUCCUGUCACUGAGCACAGGCAGGGGCUGGGCAUCCCAGCUUGCCCCCGCUUAGCCCCGCUGAGCUUGGAGGAAGUAUGAGUGCUGAUUCAAACCAAAGCUGCCUGUGCUGUGCCCAAGGCCUAGGUUAUGGGCACGGCAACCACAUGUCCCAGAUCGUCUUCAAUUCUAAAACAACCGUCCUGCUGUCCCUGUCAGGACGCAUGGAUUUGGGGGGGGGCGGGGUCUAGAAAAUAUAGUUCCUGAAAUAAAAUGGCACCUUCCCCCUUUCAAGAAGGGUAAUUCUGGGGCCGACUCAGGGUUUAGGUGCCCCCUGGUGUGGCCUAGAUGUCCCCGCCUGGGCCAUCUUUCUGGGGAGGACUCUUCCAGGUAGGGAAGGCCAGAGGUGGCUCAGUGCCUGGAGGGUUAGGGGCUCUGCCUGGGAUGUACAAGAGGAAGUAGGAAAGGGAAGUCUCAUGGAUGAUCCUAGGCUGCUAGAAGUCCUUAAGGCCCCAUCAAGUCCAUUCCACUCCCUACCCCCAUUCCAGGGCCGAGUAGUAAGUUUACAGAUGUUUCCCCCCAUUACUUGCCCCAACCCAUCCCUGCUGCAGCAAGCCUGAGAGCCAGGCAGAGCCAGGCACAGCUCCUCAGUCUUCUCACACAAUCCUGCCGGUGGCCUUCCCUCGUGACCCUUGCUUCGGAGGGCAGAGCUCUGGCUCCUUGACCCUAAAAGGUAGCUGGCAGGGGCAAGAUGGGGGCCAGCUACCUGACGGAUGAAAGCCACAAGUGAAUACAGUUCUUGUCACCAGGGGUGCCCUGCCCUCACUCGGCAGGGAGUUCUGACACCCCAGGGCCCAUGAACUGCCUGUUUGAGCCCCUCUGUUUCUGGGGCACCUUCGAGGAGGCGCUGUGGAGGAAAUCGCUCCCUGUUUAUUCACACCCCCCUCAGGGGCAAACAGGCCUGGGACCCGCUGACAUCAUUUUGGGUGGCUGGAUGCACCUGACAGCAGUGGGGUCCUCACAGUGAGCUCCAGCUGGCACUGCCCACUUAAGGGCUGAGUGGAGGGACCCCCCCCCCCCAGCCAGCUCUGCCCCACCAGCCCUACAAGUUGAGGCGGGGCGGGGAAAGGGCUGGGUGUCACACUAUUGCUGCGCUGCCGUAAGGCAUCUGUCCUCUGGUGGUGCACCCGUGCACACAGGUACAGUGCAUCUGGGCACAGCUUUUGGAUCCACAUCUCUGCACAAGUGUGAAUACCUCUGCACACACGGGCAUGUCUGUGUGUGCUCAUGUAUAUGGGGUAGGGAACAUGAGACUUCCUGUGACCAGUCCACCCUGGCUCCCAGCUGUCUGCAUCCUCCUGCCCCGCCCUGGCGAGUGCCUACCCUGGCAGAACCCAGGGAGGAGUGGAGGCUGCCUCUGCCUGGGCCUCCACACAGCAUCCUGUACAUAUGCCACCUGGGCUGGGGGUGGGGAGGCAAGGCCAGGAGCAUCGAUUAAAGAUCCCAUCCUGGGGCUUCCAGGGAGCUCACACCAA